GGUGGCGUGGCUGGGCGCUUGGGCGCCGACGGUCGCGGCGUCCUGGCAGACGUACCGGGGGCCUGGGGAGCGGCGGAUCGGGAGCCUCCCUCCCCGGUCAGCGCGGGCGGCCUAGCGUAGCUGCUCGGAGGCCUGGCGCCCGCGGGAGGAGAUCCCGAAGCCUUAUCCGGGACAUGGGCCGCAGAAAGUCCAAGCGGAAGCCGCCCCCCAAGAAGAAGAUGACGGGGACGCUGGAGACUCAGUUCACCUGCCCCUUCUGCAACCACGAGAAGUCUUGUGAUGUGAAAAUGGACCGAGCCCGCAACACUGGAGUCAUCUCCUGUACCGUGUGCCUGGAGGAGUUCCAGACGCCCAUCACCUAUUUGUCAGAGCCCGUGGAUGUCUACAGUGAUUGGAUAGACGCCUGCGAGGCAGCCAAUCAGUAGCGAGGAGGAGGACCCACCCCCUGGCAACCCAUCCCCACCCCACCCGCCUGAGUUCCGAGCCAGAGACAUUGGGGGGCCAGGGUGUGGGUCCAGGGCUGUGUUAGUCCACCGUGUGUAUGUGUGUGUGGGGUGUGUGUGUGUGUGCAUGCGCUUGAUUGUUCACUUGCGUGACUGUGGUAUGAGUCUGUGUGACUGGGAGCCAGGACGUGAAGUUGAGGUGUCCCUGUGCCCACUCUGCCUGAGCUGCCUCCAUGGACACUGGGACUCUGACGUGCCGGGUUCUCCAGGGCCCUGAGUUGUUCGGGGGAGCCUCCCCCAAGUUCCUGGGACUUGUGACCGGGACCUCUGUGCUCCACCCAGCUCUCUCAGUCAGGCCCGGGCUGGGCGCAGGGAAAGGGGUGCGGUGGCGUUGGAAUUGCUUUUAGGGAGUGGCA
Sorex fumeus (smoky shrew) is the source of this 859-nucleotide messenger RNA. RefSeq names its product elongation factor 1 (gene ELOF1). Bases 174 to 425 code for a protein of 83 amino acids. Gene Ontology annotation, molecular function: RNA polymerase II complex binding. The transcript is spliced from 4 exons. Gene Ontology annotation, cellular component: transcription elongation factor complex. The record is from RefSeq and is a predicted model, not a curated record. Gene Ontology annotation, biological process: transcription elongation by RNA polymerase II. NCBI's taxonomy places the organism in Eukaryota, Metazoa, Chordata, Mammalia, Eulipotyphla, Soricidae.